AUGGGAUCAUGUUGGACAUAUGGAACUUUUAACUUUGUAGAUUGUUGGUUCUUCAGGUUCGAUCACAAGGCCACAGAAAUGCCCCGAAGCCCCCGGCGCUGGACCCCUGAAGAAGACCGGGUGCUACUCGACAAGGUCAAGCAACUAUUUUCGGACGGCGCCAAGAACGAUACGACUAUCAGCUGGGCUACUGUAGCCAACGCCCUCCCUGACCGCAACAACAAAGACUGCCGAAAGCGCUGGUCCAAGAUUAUUGGAGCCAAGAAGGGCUCGUGGUCUUUGAGUGAGGACGAACAACUCUUAGAAGGUGUGCAGAAGUACGGCCGCCAAUGGGCUAUGGUUGCAAAGGGUGUUGAAACGAGGAGUGCAGAUCAGUGCGCCAAGCGUUGGCAACAUUGUCUAGACCCCUCUCUAGACCGAAGCGAGUGGACAAGUGACCAGGAUGCACGAUUAGUUGCCGCGGUGCGACGUUACGGCACCAACUGGAAGGAUAUCAAGAAGUUUGAGUUCCCCAAACGUUCGACGACGAAUCUAAAGAACAGACAUAUUGCCCUAUUCCGGCAGAGGAAUAAGGCACCUGGUGCUUGUCCGGGAGCGAUGGAAACUUUAGGCCCGGGAAUUGACUGGUGGUCGAUCGAGCAGGGAAUGCUUGAUGACAUGAGCAUGGAUGCGAGCGAGGACGGUGACGACGCGGAAGAAAACCAGAGUCCCAACUCAUACACUUCAAUUUCGACAUCCUCCUUUGACGACAUACUUGGGGUUAGUCCGUCUGGUCCUUCAGCAGCAGACACGAUGACUACGGUCAGUUCAGAUCCUUAUCAAUAUUUGCUGGACUGGACAGUCCCGUCACACGCGGAUCUUGUUCAAGCCGCAACUUCAUAUUAUCCUGCUUUGGACGGCUUCCUUGGGUCGACAUAUGACCGUAACACCAAUACCGACCCAUCUCUUGGAAGGGACGCCAAUGGCGGCAAUUUUAUACCAGGUUUUCCCACGCAAACGCCAUCACAGUUUGAAAGCAUCGACGUCUCUCAGAUCUCAGAUGGCGUUACGCCAGGAGAGUCUUCGCGUCAAGGGGCAAACCGAGAACAUCGUGCAGCAAGCAACGUUUCUAGCGGGCCACAGAUGACUGUUACUAUCGACAACCCAGACCCGCAGACGAUGACUGGCAUAUUGGAGGUCUUGGCAAAGGCGAAUAGUAAGGCGACCAUAUCUAUGAAUCGUGAGUAG
This is a messenger RNA of Fusarium keratoplasticum, 1227 nucleotides long. RefSeq lists its product as uncharacterized. The coding region runs from base 1 to 1227 and encodes 408 amino acids. NCBI's taxonomy places the organism in Eukaryota, Fungi, Ascomycota, Sordariomycetes, Hypocreales, Nectriaceae. Gene Ontology annotation, cellular component: nucleus. Gene Ontology annotation, molecular function: DNA-binding transcription factor activity, RNA polymerase II-specific; RNA polymerase II cis-regulatory region sequence-specific DNA binding. Gene Ontology annotation, biological process: positive regulation of transcription by RNA polymerase II; mitotic cell cycle. The record is from RefSeq and is a predicted model, not a curated record. The transcript is spliced from 4 exons.